ACGUGCUGAAUCCAGCCCGACUGAGCUGGAACGAAGCGCUUGCGGUGUGCGAAGUGAUGAACGGAUCCCUGGCCACCAUACGAAGCCUGGCCACCGUGCCAGCUCUUGGCAUCAAAGGGAACUGGACGUUUUGGAUCGGCAUUCGUAAAACCGAGGACACGUCGAGUUGGGAGAACGUGGACGGAAGUGAGGUCACAUUCUAUAACUGGGACUGGGAUCUGUUGCGGUCACGUGAGUCGGGACGCGACUGCGCAGUCUCCAGCACCGUGCUGCCUUAUUGGUGGGGUCAGCAUAACUGUUCCGAGGAACUACCUUCGCUGUGUGAACUAAAAGAGGGCGACUGUCGAUAUUUGUUGUUCACGAACUCGUCCCUAGUGGGCCACAACAAGAACAUCUUUCUUCAGGUGAGUGUGUCGACGUGCGAGGCGCUGUGUUCGAACGAGACGCGAUACGAGUGCCGCUCCUUCCUGUACGACCCCGUCCAGCGAGUGUGCACCCUCACCGACUCGGAGCGAUACACACACAUGAGCGACUUCCGCCUCAACACCGACAUAGAGCGCGUCUACUACCACAGGACAUGUGAUACAGGUUACAUCAUGCAAAACUCUACGGAUCCCCCUCCGGUGGAAAUCACGUCCACUCCAGUGUUGAGGUCAUCACCCAGUGUGGUGCCCACGCCAAGCAUGACGUGUCUGGAGAUUCGAACGUACGAGGUGAACGAGACGGUGCCCGUGAUGAAGGAGGUCAAGGAGCUGCAGAGUAUCGGCUCCACUCUCAAGAAGCGAGCCUCGAGACUCAAGAAGACGAGCACCCCGGACAUGAGGCGAUCAUCAACCUACAUCGGCACGUUCGCCAUCGCCAUCUCAGCCGCCAUCUUGGGCAUGCUCAUCAUCCUCGACCUGGUCUCAAUCCCGCGCUACUGCAGACACAACGCCUGCUGCGGCAACGUUUGCCGCAGCAAGGUGAUGAAGAAAGAGGCGACAAGAACCAAGGACGAGAAGGCGCUGCAGCAUCACUUCAAGGCCAUGAAGCGGCACAUGCGCAUUCUGGCCAUGCAGCAGACGACGAACAGUCACGUGGACACAGAGUUGGACUUCGAUGUCGACAUCUUUAACAGGGAGGCCGAGGUGCUCAGCGAACACUCGUUUUCCAACGAAAUUUACGAGAGCAACGACUGGACCGGAAGUCACCCAGUCUCUCCUCCAGCGGAGUUGGCCAAGCAUUACGAUUGGUCGGACGUGGCAGACGGCACGACGUCUGGACGAAUGGGAGAAGAGAAGAAGCUGAACUGGCCAGAUGAUAUCAUUUAUGACGAGGUGCCCAUCCGUCGCUGUAAAUACGUGGACACAAAGUCCAAGUACAUUUACAGGUCACAUAUUACAACACAUCUAUAACAGCAGUGUGUUGUAAAUACAUGGACACAAAGUCCAAGUACAUUUACAGAUCACAUAUUACAACACAUCUAUAACAGCAGUGUCUUGUAAAUACAUGGACACAAAGUCCAAGUACAUUUACAGAUCACAUAUUACAACACAUCUAUAACAGCAGUGUCGUGUAAAUACGAGGACACAAAGUCCAAGUACAUUUACAGGUCACAUAUUACAACACAUGUAUAACAGCAGUGUCGUGUAAAUACGUGGACACAAAGUCCAAGUACAUUUACAGGCCACAUAUUACAACACAUCUAUAACAGCAGUGUGCUGUAAAUAGGUGAAUAACAGCCAGAUACAUUUAUAGAUCACAUAUUACAUAUUUAAUAGCAAUGUGGUCAAUGCAUCGCGGUAAAUAUGUACGCAAUAAGCUAAAUACAUUAUAUAGAUCACAUAUUACAACACAUCUAUAACAACGGGUGUGUGUAAAUAGGUGGAUAACAAAAGCUAAAUACAUUAUAUAGAUCACAUAUUACAACACAUCUAUAACAA
This is a messenger RNA of Gigantopelta aegis, 1922 nucleotides long. RefSeq lists its product as uncharacterized. The record is from RefSeq and is a predicted model, not a curated record. Lineage: Eukaryota; Metazoa; Mollusca; Gastropoda; Neomphalida; Peltospiridae. The transcript is spliced from 6 exons. The coding region runs from base 57 to 1394 and encodes 445 amino acids.